Messenger RNA from Trichoderma aggressivum f. europaeum, 1536 nucleotides. RefSeq lists its product as uncharacterized. Gene Ontology annotation, cellular component: nucleus. The transcript is spliced from 3 exons. Gene Ontology annotation, biological process: protein dephosphorylation. NCBI's taxonomy places the organism in Eukaryota, Fungi, Ascomycota, Sordariomycetes, Hypocreales, Hypocreaceae. The record is from RefSeq and is a predicted model, not a curated record. Gene Ontology annotation, molecular function: protein tyrosine/serine/threonine phosphatase activity. The coding region runs from base 1 to 1536 and encodes 511 amino acids.
AUGGCGGUGGGUGGCGGAAACGAGGCUGAGCCAGCAGCCCUGCUACGUACAAGGAUAAACACAUCGGUUCGGUUCAAAACAAAGAUAAGCUCGCAUUCCGUCUCACAUCAUUCAUCACAUUCAUCUAUCCGGAACCUCAAAUCACACUCAAAUCUUGGGCCGCAAACAGCCGGUCAACCCUCGUCCAUCGUGGCCUCGUCAUCAGAUAAACCGGCGGCCGACGUGCCCCCCGUCGAGGGCCAGAGGGAGCAGCUUGGCCACCGGCUGGAGCAGGAGGAGCACAAGGCCUUGGAGAUGAGCGUCGUCGAGAUGGCCUUGAGCACAGUCGAGGGGGUUCCCAAUCUCUACGUCGGAGGACUAUGGGCCCUCCGCCGCUCCCAGUCCCUCCUGGACCGCAAAAUCACACACGUCCUCUCCCUCGUCUCCUUCAACCCAAGCAGCCUCAAAAACUUCAACGACGAGCCCUUCUCCGAGUACGGCAAGCCCUUCAAGCACCUCCUCAUCGACAUUGACGACUUCGAGGACGAGGAUCUCCUCAUCGAGCUGCCCAAUGCCGUCAAGUUCAUCGACGACGGCCUAAGCCGGCACCAAAAGUCCACCAGCAGCGGCAGUGAUGUCGCCACGGCGGUUGAGCGUAUCGGCCUAGACUCCGAGGAAUCAGGCUCAUCAGCAUCAGGUUCAACGCCAGCAGCCUCCUCAGACCAGCCUCCUCCUCCGCAGGGCCAUCCCCGACGAGGAGCCGUCUUCGUCCACUGCGCAGCCGGAAAGUCCCGCUCCAUCUCCGCCCUCAUCGCCUACCUCCUCUGGCGCUACCCGGACCGCUUCACCGGUCCCGCCGGCGCGCAGCUGGCUUCCACUCUCGAGGGCCCCGAGGCCGACGAGUCCGUCGCCGAGCCCGUCCGCGCGGCGCUCGCCCUCAUCAAGCAGACGAGGCCCCUCGCCGAGCCCAACCCGGGCUUCAUGCAACAGCUCGACCUCUGGUGGCAGAUGGGCUGUCCCGCCGACGGCGACAUCGAGACACAGCCCAUCUACCAGCGUUGGCUGUACCAGCGCGCCGCCAGAGAGAGCAUCAACGCGGGACAGGCCCCAUCGCAGCUCUGGUUCGAAGACGAGGCGGCGGCAUCCAGCACCAAGCCGUCAGGUUCCUCCUCGUCUUCUUCUUCGCCGUCGUCUUCGGCCCCCACGCCGGACAGGAAGCUCCGCUGCAAAAAGUGCCGCCGCAUCCUCGCCACGGCGCCCUUCAUCGUGCCGCACAGGCCCCGCGAAGAUGCCGCGGCGUCCUGCCAGCACUUCUUCAUCGAGCCCCUCGGCUGGAUGCGCGCCGAGCUGGAAAAGGGCGAGCUCGGCGGCCGGCUGUCGUGCCCGAACCCAAAAUGCGGCGCCGGCGUGGGGCGGUACGACUGGAAGGGUUUUCCGUGCUCGUGCGGCUCGCGCGAGGACCCGGCCUUUUCGCUGCAGAAGGCGAGGGUCGACGAGGAGCUGUCCAGGGCCGCCCUGCGGAUGCCUCCUGGCCGAGGCGGAAACGGGAAUCUGUGA